AUUCCCGCUAAAUAAUUUAAAGUGUCGAGGUUGAUAAAGGGUGAUCUCCAGUUAUUCUGGGUUCAGUAUUCAGAGUGCUGUGCCAUUAACAGGGUAGCUGAGGGUGACCCCCUAAUAAUUAAAAUUGAAAUAAUAAAAUAAAUCAACUUAAAUUGAAUAACUCAACUAAGUUCAAUCAACCUUAUGACAACUGUAUGAUCAAGUGCAAUAUUACACUGACACCUAUGUUAGUGUUUGACACAAACAUACAGAAUAUACACUGCUGGCUGCCUCGUCUUCUAUAGUCCCACACACAUCACUAUAAUACAUACAGUGCAAUUCAGUAUGUGCAGCCAAACCACUACAAACAACUUAUGAGUUAUAUUUUGCUAUUUUAUCAUAUUGACUAUCUAUGUAUUUUUGCUCUUUUGUUUGCUCUUUUGUUCUGGUGUGCUUCUGCCUCUGCCUCAUCCUCUGAACCACUACUGUCCUCGCUGUUGCUGCUGCUGCUCAUGCCACCAUCCUGGCCCUUUUCAUGAAUUGCAACCUCGUCGUCCUCCUCACUUGUUCCCUCAUCUGAUUCUGAUGAUUCAGGUGAAAAUAACUCAGAAUUACGAGAAAUAAAGUCGGAAUUGCGAGAAAUAAAGUAAGAAUUCCGAGAAAUAAAGUCGGAAUUUCGAGAAACAGUCGGAAUUGCGAGAAAUAAAGUCGGAAUUGCGAGAAACAGUCGGAAUUGCGAGAAAUAGUCAGAAUUGCGAGAAAUAAAGUCGGAAUUCCGAGAAAUAAAGUCGCAAUUAAGCAAACUUUUUUCUUAAUGUGGCGGAAACGGGCUUCCAUACACAUACGGCUUCGUCUAUUGUGUGUCUAAGAUAUAAUCUUGAGGAAAAACAUUUAAAAAGUAGAAGGAUAAUCCAGAAGCACUCGGCACCAAAUUUGCUUGUUGAAGAUCUGUCCGCAGUAUGUCGGGAGGCUAUUUAAUCCAGCUCUUUUUGAAUUGAUAUGUAAAUGUGUACCUUAGUGCAACGUCCUGGUUUGCAUCAAGAUCCUAUUGUUGGAAAACAAAAUUCCACGAUACUUAACACGGAACCCCUUCAAAUAAAACUACGAACAUCUUUGAAUUGCCGGAACAUGCCGCCGAAAGACGGAGAGCUUGUCAUUGACUUUAAACAGCUGAGUUUGAUUUUAAUUACAGGCUUUGUGAUAUUUUCGGAAGCGCUGACGCGGGAUAACUUUAGAAUAUUAAUGCAAAGCAUUGCGCCUGGUGUGACAUCAGUAAACCUACAAGUUUGUAUGAUUAAUUUACAUACAAACCAAAUGGUAGCAUUUAACGGAAGCUUGUCAAGAUUUGAGAAUGGGAGCGGAGCUCCAUCAUGUCCUGGUGUUCCACGUUUUCCCUCAUUAUUUCAUUGGUGGAUUAGAAAAAUUGAUUGUACGGCUUAACGCCUUAUCCUGUUGCUUAGGUCUGAUUUUUGUGUGUGCCAGUGCCACUGCCACGGACUUUUUGAUUUUUUUUGAUGAUUUCAGUUCACCCUUGCAAUGAUUAGUCAUGGAAAUAUUGGCUAUUUAAUUUACAGCAUUAGGCUAUAAACGUUAUGUAGAAUGGCUGUAUUUGUAUGCUAGGCCUAUGUCACUUUAUUUCACGUGUGGAACAUCAAUUGCAUGCAUAUGUGACCAAUUUAAAUCGAUGUAUGCGAAAGAUAGAAGAAAUAAGUCAGGGUUCGGUGUGGUUUCAAGUUUAGGUUACCCGAUCUUAAAAUGACCCAGUUUAUUCAUUGCGCCUACAUCAAGUCACCGCAGGGCCUAUGACAAAGCUCAGUGGGACUGUCAGGAGGUGAGCCUGACAAGCCACCGGCUUCGCUGUGCUGGAAUCACGGGGGAAUUCAUUAAUUGGGAUCCAGGUGUCGAAUGCACACCAGGGUAAUGGGCUGAUUGCGGGUUUAUCUGGUGGGGGAGCGGCGCAGCUGAGUUCCGUAGUCUAUGUAAUUAGUGAAUUGUGUGGGUAUAAAGGGGAGGCAAGUGACAGUAGCCUACAGAGGAGAGAUGGGUGGAUGGAUGGAUGGGGUUCCUCAUGAGAGGAUUUUUAGCUUCGGUUUUUCGCUUCUUUUUUUUUUUUGGUUUCGCUUUUGUUUGUUUUUGUAUGAGUGUGUUGUCUCUCAUCUGUCUGGCGGUGGCUUCCUGGAAGGCGGUCCCGGAGGAGGAGGAACGCUGCAGUGAUCCUGUGAGGCGCUGCGCUGGCCCUCCUGGAAUGAACUUCGGCUUGAACGUCGGUAGACGAGUGCUCUCAAAAAUGAGGAAUAGAUGCCCCGAGUUUCAAGCUUGUCGCCUUCUUAGGCUGCUGCCAUUUGCUGACUCACUGCUGUGUAAUAGAUUGAGAGUAUUGUAUGGUCUGUGUGGGUGUGUCAUCCUGCUACUAUUUUUUCUCAUUGGAGCAUCUGGAAGGUUUUUUGAAAGUGCUGUGAGAGAAUUCCGUUCACCUCCAGGUACAAAGCUACAAACCGAAUACAAUGUAGACAGCUCCCUAGAUCUCCGGUCCCGAACUGAUGUGACUACUUGCACUGACUGGGGAGCACCCAUUAUGUGGGAUGGGAUGUUUGAUCCUAACAUCUACGAUGAGCAUCACAAAAAAAUGGGCAGCACUGUUGCACUGACAGUAUUCGCCAUUGGGAGAUACCUGGAAUUGUACCUGAUGGAAUUCCUGACCUCGGCAGAUCGUCACUUCAUGGUGGGUUUACCGGUGACGUACUACGUGUUCACCGAUGCCCCUGAGAACGUGCCGGGGCUCCACCUGAUGGCAGGGAGGACCCUGGAGAUUAUACCGGUCAAGCGGCACGAGCGCUGGCAGGACAUCUCCAUGAUGCGCAUGAAGACCAUUGCGGACGCUAUCCAGACACGCAUCCGGCACCGGCACCGGUACAUCUUCUGCCUGGACGUGGACCAGGUCUUCGUGGGUCGCUUCGGCUCGGAGGCCCUUGGGGAAUCGGUGGCGCUUAUGCACUCUUCCUUCUACAACACCCCCCAGGAAAGGUACACCUAUGACCACAACCCGAACUCCACGGCCUACAUGGAGAAGGGGGACCUCUACUACCACGCGGCUGUCUUCGGGGGCACGUGGCAGAGUGUGGCGAACCUGACAGAGAGCUGUCACCAGGGCAUAAUGGCAGACAAGAGGAACCAGGUGGAGGCUCUGUGGCACGAUGAGAGCCACCUUAACAAGUACUUUUGGCUCCACAAGCCCAGCAAAGUGCUCUCCCCAGAGUAUUGCUGGAACUUACUGAAUGGCUUCAGCAAAGAAAUACACGUUCAGCGCCUGCGCUGGGGAGAGAAACACGAUGACAGGAGGACCUAGGGGUAGGAUGGACCAAAAAAAAUAUCAUUACUUGCACUCUUGCAUUACUUGCGAUACAACAAAUGCACACUUGCACAUUUACAACAUAUCGCAUUUAUCAGAUUGAGAACUUUGCAAUUUAAAAAAAAAUCAGUUUAAAAAAAGAUUUCAGUAAUCAGCACAAAACCAAAACCUGAUUUGUACACAACUGUAAACAGCACAGUAACAUCCUCCAUGGACCUAAUAGAAAAUAAGAUUCUCCACAAUCAACCUUUACAGCUGUUAAUGUCACUGUUGGUAUGAUUUCAAAAGGGUUACUAUUAGGCAUGAAUCUAUUGCAGAUAACUGUUGUUGACUUUCAACAGGUAGAAAGCUUAAACUUUCUAUGGGAAAGACCUUAGAAAACCACUCCAUUUUAGCUUGCAGCACUAUAACUUUAGCCAGCAGGCUAGUAGUGAUAAUAAAUUAUGUGAAUGAGUAGGUCUACACAAUCAUGUCAUUGUACCCAGUAAGGGGUCAACACAUCACAAUCCUA
This is a messenger RNA of Anguilla anguilla (European eel), 3839 nucleotides long. RefSeq names its product alpha-1,3-galactosyltransferase 2-like. The record is from RefSeq and is a predicted model, not a curated record. The transcript is spliced from 7 exons. Lineage: Eukaryota; Metazoa; Chordata; Actinopteri; Anguilliformes; Anguillidae. Bases 2036 to 3325 code for a protein of 429 amino acids. Gene Ontology annotation, biological process: carbohydrate metabolic process. Gene Ontology annotation, molecular function: hexosyltransferase activity. Gene Ontology annotation, cellular component: membrane; Golgi apparatus; vesicle.